Triplophysa dalaica is the source of this 2507-nucleotide messenger RNA. It is a transcript of the gene cep41, whose product is annotated as centrosomal protein 41. Lineage: Eukaryota; Metazoa; Chordata; Actinopteri; Cypriniformes; Nemacheilidae. Gene Ontology annotation, cellular component: ciliary basal body. The record is from RefSeq and is a predicted model, not a curated record. Gene Ontology annotation, biological process: cilium assembly; protein polyglutamylation. Bases 70 to 1218 code for a protein of 382 amino acids. The transcript has 12 exons.
GUUACUCAAGAACGCGUCGCUUUGAGUUUUGAUUUUGGAAGCUAACGUUAGCCGCCGUGCUGCUGAAAGAUGUCGUUAAAGCGGGGUAUUGGCGAUGCAAAGUACUUGAAGAAAAGGAUUCCACAGAACCCCAAAUUUCAACAUGUAAAAACAAGACUUGAUACAGGCUGCAGCCUGACAAAAUAUAUGGAGAGACUGGAGGAGGUACGAAAAAGGAUAAGAAUUCCUGGUUCUUUUUGGGACUACAGAUAUAGGAAGGAUGAGCUUUUUAAAAGGUUGAAAGUCCCUACUUUUGCACAGCUGGUUAUCCAAGUUGCGUCCGUGUCGGAUCAAAAUGACAACAUAAAAGAUGAAAUAGCAAGAUUAGACGAUGAUGUUUCGAUUUUUUCGGAGUCCCCAGCAUCCGACCAUCACUCAGAUCAGACAAACGGCUCCUCCCAGUCUACAAUUCUUCCCCCACUGAAUACUAACAGCGAAGCUGGUGAUGGUGUUUUUUCUCCUAGAUCUACUCUUCAAAGUGUCAUCAGUGGCGUGGGAGAAAUGGAUCUCGACAAGAUCGCGCAGAAGACCGCUCGAUUAUCUCCAGUGUCUACGCCCUAUAAUACAGAGUCCCCAUACCCGGACUGUCCGUAUCUUUUGCUGGAUGUGCGGGACAGAGACGAAUAUGACCAGUGCCAUAUUAUCAGUGCAUAUAGUUAUCCCAUUGCAACGUUAUCAAGGACAAUGAACCCAUACACUAAAGAAGUACUUGAAUAUAAAAAUUCGUCAGGAAAGAUCAUAAUCGUGUACGAUGAGGAUGAAAGAAUAGCGAGUCAAGCGGCCACCACCAUGUGCGAAAGAGGCUUCGAGAACCUCUUCAUGCUAUCAGGGGGGUUAAAGGUGGUCUUUCAGAAGUUCCCUGAAGGAAUGACAACCGGCUCCAUUCCUAUCUCCUGUCUGGCGUCACCAACCGGGCCUGGAGGUCGCAAACGAUCGGCGCCGCAGCAGACGCCUCAACCAGCAGAGAAAAAGUGGCGGUUCACCUCCGAGGACCUCAGCAGAAUCGAGCUUCACUUGGAGGAGGUGUUCAUACCUAGCGGGCCAAGCAGUCGCCUCAGCAGCAGAAUGUCCACUAACAGCGCUCGCUCAAACGCAUCUAGUGUUCGGAGCAGUCGACAAGGUUCGUCCAUAGCGGGGUCAGAGAGUGCUUGGUCACGGAGUAGUCGACCUUGGAAAUGAGCCAAGUCACGUUCGGAACUAUCAUUUUGAGUCUAAUGGAAAUAAAGCUUUGUUUUACUUUAACAGAAUUCUUGUACACAAUUGUGAUGAACACUCCACAAUCCCUCUCUUUGUUUUUACUGGUAUUUAAUGCAACAUGAUGGAAUUCUCACUGGCACUUUUUCUUUAUUUGCUUUCUUCACACUUGAGCCUUGCACUGCAGAAACCAGAUUAUUUUUCUGUUUGUCAUUUACUGCUAUCGAUGUUUUUUCUGUUUUUUGCCAUCAAGAAUCUUUUUUUCUAUUAUGAUGGUAUAUGGUGUCUUGAAUAUGACACUUUACUAUUUUAACGCUUAUACGGUUCUUCUGUAUGUUAUAUGGUUGAUGUCUUCAUGGAUGGACUGUUCUUGUUGGUGGCCAUCUUCGCUUAUGAUGUGCUAUGCUAGUAUGGUUCCAUUGAGCAUUAUGGGUUCGCUAUCCUGAAGUGCUUUAGAUUUUAGAUAUGAUGUUUUGAUGCCUUAACACGGGCAGAAAGAGGCCUUUUGUGUGUUUGAUGCUUUUUAGUUAGAAUUAGUUUUAGGCUUUUCAAAGCAAUGGAGAACGAUUUACCCCAUUUCUAUUAAAGGGAUGGUUCACCCAAAAAUUCUGUCAUGAAUUAACCUUAAAGUGUUAAUGUCUUUUGUUCUGAUGAAUACAAAGAGAGAUAUUUGGAACAAUGUUAGAGAUUUCUGGGGCACCAUUGACUACCACAGUAGAAAGAUUUAUUGCAUUAUUAUUAUUUUUGUUCUGUUGUAUUUAAAAGAAAACAUCUUAAAGAAUUUAGGAAAACAAACCGUUCUGGGGCACCUCUGACACCCAUGACCCAGAAAUCUCAGUUGCAAACUUUUAAAUAUCCUUCUUUGUGUUCAACAGAAAAUGAUACUGGUUUGGAACAACUUGAGGUUGAAUAAUUCAUGACAGAAUUUUCAAUUUUGGGUGAACUUCCCCUUUUAAGUGCAGCUCACAAUCAACUAAACUGUGAUUUUAAAUAUUAUAAAAUGUAAUAGCUGGUGUCCAUGGAGAUUAAGACAUGUUGCUGUGUAUGAUUUUUUGCUUUGCCUUUUGAAGAGCUAAAUGAAGAAACUACAUGUAUUUACCGGAGCUGAUGCCAGAAUGUGUUCUGCCUUAAUUUGCUUAUAGACGGAAAUCACUUGUACUAGUUCUUUUACAGACUUUGUUUUAUUGUCCAAUGAAGAUUUUAAUUUAAUCUAUGAUGACUACCUACUGGUUAUUUUGAAUAAUACGGCUGAAUAAAGAAUCUUUAAUAUUGUA